AUGGUUUGCCAGCUUGCGCAGCGGUCUGCGUGCGAGCUCGCGCAGCGGAGUGACCCCAUACAGGGGGUCCUCUGCUUCUUUCUAUUUGACGCGUCCACGACACGGUGGCGGAUGUGCGAAGAUGAGUUCUUCGAACGCAGCGGCCCGAAUAGCCAGGCACGAAUCCGCGAAGAAUACCAGCCAAUUUGGCGGGCUAGAACUGUGCCCUGGUACACCGCAUUGUCCACGGGUAUCACCCUGCAGGCAUGGCCAAGCACAACGACUUGGGCAGUCCGUGGAGCUAACCAACUCUUCAGCACUGCGCAAGUCCGUAAACAGCGGAGCUUGAUUCCCGAUCAAUCAUCGUCCGUUUUAUGCUACUCCUGCGUUUGCUUCUCCCCCCCCGCUGGGCAGCACAUCCUGUCCGAGACCAGCGUGGCGGCGCGUAAGGCUAUAUCGGCGCACCGCCACCGUGUGGCCGUCGACACCGUGUGGCCCGCCGGAGCCCAUGAUUUGUUGCUUGCCAUCGUGUGGCCGUCGCCACCGAUUGUGUGA
Prorocentrum cordatum is the source of this 534-nucleotide messenger RNA. NCBI's taxonomy places the organism in Eukaryota, Dinophyceae, Prorocentrales, Prorocentraceae. The record is from the annotation of a GenBank genome assembly.